Elephantulus edwardii (Cape elephant shrew) is the source of this 1312-nucleotide messenger RNA. It is a transcript of the gene FGF11, whose product is annotated as fibroblast growth factor 11. Lineage: Eukaryota; Metazoa; Chordata; Mammalia; Macroscelidea; Macroscelididae. Gene Ontology annotation, biological process: cell differentiation; positive regulation of cell population proliferation; positive regulation of protein phosphorylation. Gene Ontology annotation, cellular component: cytoplasm. Gene Ontology annotation, molecular function: growth factor activity; fibroblast growth factor receptor binding. The record is from RefSeq and is a predicted model, not a curated record. The transcript is spliced from 5 exons. Bases 154 to 831 code for a protein of 225 amino acids.
GGGGGGACUCUGGGGCUUAGCCUCAGGUCCUGAAGGUGGAGCGGUGAGUCGGAGCCCGGGCAGCAAGAACAUGCCCUGGUGAGCGGGUCUCUCUAGGGGAGCCUAGCGCACCCCGGCGCCCGCCGGUUUGGGGGUGUCUCCUCCCGGGGCGCCAUGGCGGCGCUGGCCAGUAGCCUGAUCCGGCAGAAGAGGGAGGUCCGGGAGCCCGGGAGCAGCCGGCCGGUAUCGGCGCAGCGGCGCGUGUGUCCCCGCGGCACCAAAUCCCUUUGCCAGAAGCAGCUCCUCAUCCUGCUGUCCAAGGUGCGACUGUGCGGGGGGCGGCCCGCUCGGCCGGACCGCGGCCCGGAGCCUCAGCUCAAAGGCAUCGUCACCAAACUGUUCUGCCGCCAGGGUUUCUACCUCCAGGCGAAUCCUGAUGGGAGCAUCCAGGGCACCCCAGAGGACACGAGCUCCUUCACCCACUUCAACCUGAUCCCUGUGGGGCUCAGAGUGGUCACCAUCCAGAGCGCCAAGCUGGGCCACUACAUGGCCAUGAAUGCCGAAGGCCUGCUCUACAGCUCGCCACAUUUCACAGCUGAGUGUCGCUUUAAGGAGUGCGUCUUUGAGAAUUACUAUGUUUUGUACGCCUCUGCUCUCUACCGCCAGCGCCGUUCUGGCCGGGCCUGGUACCUAGGCCUGGACAAGGAGGGCCGGGUCAUGAAGGGAAACCGAGUCAAGAAGACCAAGGCAGCUGCCCACUUUGUACCCAAGCUCCUGGAGGUGGCCAUGUACCGGGAGCCUUCUCUCCACAGUGUCCCUGAGACCUCUCCUUCCAGCCCCCCUGCCCCCUGAAGUGUAGCCUCUGGGCUGGAGGCUCCCUGCACUCUCACUGAGCCAGCCGCUGCCAUGGCCGCCUCUCAGCCCUGCUCCUGGCCCGCUCUCACCUCUGCCUGUCAAUCUCAUGCCCUGAGUAGCCAGGUCCUACCAGGUGCUGUUUCCUGGGGGAGCCUAGAUGCCAGCUAUGACUUCUGAGACCCUCCGAUCCAUGAACCUAGGAGGAAGGCAGAGAGGGUGUCUGAAAAUGACACCUGGCUAAUGACUCUUCUUCUAUAGUCACAUAACCCAAAACCUUUUGCUGGAAUGGCAGUGGUUUCCAGAAUGGACAGAGCCAGGGAAUAAACACUCCCCCAUCCAGGCUCUGCCAGUUCUUGGAGCCCAAUGCCCCUUCUUCAUUGCCACUGAGCCAUAGAGUUAUAGGUCCAUCGGAGCUCAGGAUUAGUUUCCGACUUUGCCCACUCCACUUUCUGCCUUGAUCUGGACAGGUUCUGGAACA